Messenger RNA from Effrenium voratum, 2741 nucleotides. NCBI's taxonomy places the organism in Eukaryota, Dinophyceae, Suessiales, Symbiodiniaceae. The record is from the annotation of a GenBank genome assembly.
GCUCACAGGCAUGGCAUGAGUAGAGGCGGAUGCAGUGGACUCCCUGGCCCCUGACGUAGAGGAUGCCCCUGGCCUGGCGAUGACGCCCAAGGCGUUUGCGCUGCCAGGAAGCUCGUCGCGCAGCCCUUCCCCGCCGGCGGCGGCGCCGCCCCCGUUGAACGCGGAGGAGAAGAAGCCGGACAGCCUGCUUCUUCAUGUCCGGAAGACCCUGGGCCCAUACUGCCGACAGAUCGUCCACAACAGGUAUUUCCAGCUCGCCAUGUUCGUCGCGCUGCUCCUGGCGCUUUUCCUGCCUGACCUCUGGGUCAUCGCUGAUCGCCCGCACAACGAUGACCUGGACGUCCUCCUGACGCUGGUGGGCGUGUUGUUCAUCUUCGAGCUCUUGGUGCAAUCCGUGGGCAUGCCCAAGUCCUACCUCUAUUCCUUCUUUUUCUGGAUGGACUUGCUUGGAGCUGCUUCUCUUUUGCUGGACCUGUCCUACAUCACUCAAUCUGACCAGCAGGUGGGUGGCGACACGGUCUCCAACAAUGUCAUCAUCAUGAGGGCGGCGCGGGUGGCCAAGCUCGGUGCGCGCGCAGGGCGCUUCACCAAGUUGGCCAAGCUCCUGAGGUUCUUGCCGGGCAUGGGCAACGUGGACGACGGCGCGGGCACGGCCAAGCUCAUCUCCUCCAAGCUCAUCACGGCUCUGUCCACGCGGACGUCCUGCCUGAUCAUCUUGCUGGUGAUGAUCAUGCCUCUGUUCAACCUGUGGGCUUAUCCGGAGGAGGACUGGUCGCCCAGUUCCUUCGUGGACAUCAUGGAGACCACCUACUCCCGGGCCCCCAGCCGCUUCAAGCUGCAGCUGGCGGAGGUGACCAGUUUCUACGAGGACAAGUCCUACUUCCCGUGGAGGGUACGUGCCAAGGAUGAGAGUAACGUGGACCCGGAGGUUGCAGAUGCCUUGCCCUGGCUGUCGCCCAGAGAAGCGCCGUCGCGCAUGAGCAACACUGUGGUCUUCACAGGGGGCCGCUUGAUUGUGGAAUUCAACUUCAUGUCUCCCAACCAGUUGGACGCGUGGAUGAAUGUGGUGCUCCUGCUGGUUGUCAUGGUCCUGAUGAUCGCGUUUUCCUUGAUCCUCUCCCAGUCGGUGUCCAGCAUCGUCCUAAAGCCUUUGGAGCAGCUGCUCACGCAGGUGCGACAAAUGGCCAACACGAUUUUCCGGUCCGUGACCGACAUGGAGGUGGUGAUGAAAGAGGACGCCAGGGAUGACAGGUCAGACCAGGAGGAUAGCACGGAGGACUCGAGCAACUUCGGCAACGAGACGCAACUGCUCGCCAAGGUCGUGCAGAAAUUAGCUGUGAUCAGCGAGAUCACCAUGAACAAGCCGGUGCUCGACGCCCAGACGCUGCAGAACUUGGCCGAGGGCGACCGCGCGGUGAUCUCGGGCUUUCAGGGCACCGCGACGCAUGACACGGAGUUCUUCGACCACGGGGAGGAAAUGGAAAACGUGCUCGACAUGGAGGCGAUCGAGCUCGCGCAGCGCGCCAUGAUGGAGAACGCAGGUCUUUCCAUGGAGCUUCUGGACUCGUGGAAUUUGAAUCCACUGGAGCUGGACAAAGCUCGGAAUCACGUGGCAGCCAUGUACUUCUGCAGCUCGCACAACCACGGCGUCGAGUUCGACUCUGUAGUCAUGGGCAAUUUCCUGAGUGAUGCGGAAGCUGGAUACGUGAAAUCCAGCCCUUAUCACAACUGGUUUCAUGCCGUGGAUUGCACACAUGCGGUGUACCGCCUGCUGCUGAUGUCUGCCGCUGAUACCUUCCUCACUUUUCAAGAGCGGUAUGCGCUACUGGUUAGCGCCGUGUGCCAUGAUAUAGGCCACCCAGGCUUAAACAAUGGCUUUUUGGUGGAGACCUCGCACGAGUUGGCGCUGCGGUACAAUGACAAGUCCCCGCUGGAGAACAUGCACUGCUCGAAGAUGUUCGAGCUAGUGGGGCAAGCGAGGUGUAACAUAUUUUCCACGCUGUCGAAGUUGCAGUACUACGAGGUGCGCAAAGUCUGCAUCGAGGCGAUCCUGCACACCGACAACGCGCAGCACUUUACCAUGGUCAAGGACGUGCAGAUGCUCUACGAGGUGAAUGCGGAGCUUUGGGAUGCGUCCAGGCAGCUCUUCCUCCAAGAGGAAGAGCUGUGCCUAGCUCAAGAGGCCGUGGACACGCUGAAGCUGCCAGAGAGUCGGAAACUGAUCGUCAAUCUCAUUCUGCACACCGCGGACAUCUCGAACUCCAUGAAGCCCUUCCGAAUCAGCCGGAUCUGGGCAUGGCAAGUCCUGGAGGAGUUCUUCAUGCAAGGCGAUGCCGAAGCGCGGCUGGGGGUGCCCGUGCAGGCGCUCAAUGACCGGAACACGGUGAACCGCCCCUUUUCCCAGGUGGGCUUCAUUGAGUUCCUGGUCUCCCCGCUGAUUUUCGCGGCGCUGCGAAUCUUGCCUCAGACGGAGCACCUGGCAGUUCAGAUGCUCAUGAAUGCGAGGUCAUGGCAAAAGCAGUGGGAGAACGAGGGCAAGACUCCGCCCUCCGAUAAUGACAAGAAGCUGCUCAACGAGCGCAUCCUCAAGAUGGAGAACAAGUUUCGAAGCUGCCAGCUCGGCAAGACGCCGGAGAGGACUUGAGAGGCCUGAAGGCAGCUCUAGCUGGAUUUGACCACACUGAGAGAAGAGCCAAGUGGUUGGAUCAAAUGUGUGGCUCGUCUCUUGUUGGAGUUGGUGC